Molecule: messenger RNA, 3572 nt
Organism: Drosophila kikkawai
Lineage: Eukaryota; Metazoa; Arthropoda; Insecta; Diptera; Drosophilidae
Biological process (GO): proteasome-mediated ubiquitin-dependent protein catabolic process; regulation of proteolysis
Cellular component (GO): cytoplasm
Molecular function (GO): ubiquitin protein ligase binding
Source: RefSeq, a predicted model, not a curated record
UGUGUUGCAGAUGUAGAAGCAGAGGCAGGAGCAGGAGCAGGAGCUGGAGCAGCAACAGCGGCAGCGCAGUUACAAAAGUCCUUAACAACAAAUACAUACAAAUGCACCAGCAGCGUACAUCGAUAUCCUGCUAAGUGUCGCAAAAAGUGGAACAACGCGUUAUCCAGCUUGGCAUGGAUUGGUUCCUUGCCUGGCUAACCCACUGCUAACCCAAUCAGGCAAACGUCAAGGUAGCCAGAGGCAGGCCACUGCAUCCACUCGCUGACACAAACUACCACCAUGAUGAUGAUGGCCAGGACUUCCAGGAGUACCCAACAAAAUUAGGCAACAGGAGGAGCAGCAGCGAGCGGCAGCCAUGGCGCUGGUGCACACUUACCUGGGCACCUGGGAGAUUGUGUGCUGCACCUUUGAGGGCAAGCGAGAGCUAUCCGGCCUCGAGGGCAUCAAAUUUCGGCUGGACGACACCAGCGACAUUACCUGGUACAAUGACCUGGUCAGUCCACUUCCUGAAUCAAAAGACUGCGGCGGCGGACCACUCUGCGAAUCGGCGAGUGUUCUCUUCAGCUGCGAGACCUUCGAUGUUCACGAACUGAAUCCUCGCCUGGUCUUUGGAGCCUUUGCCGGUCACAGCAUUGAGUUUAGCACCAACACCUUAACGCCGACUGAUACGCUGGUGCUUAGCUGCGAGAACUGGUAUGCCGUGGAGUGCAAGCGACUGCAGGAUGGCCAGGCAGCUGGCCAAGAGAAGCAGCUCAGCUUUGGCGAGGCCCUCCAAGAAUCCUACUUCAGCGAUGUGGUGGUUAAGAGCUCCGGCGGCAUGGACUAUGCCCUGCAUGCCUCCAUCCUCCGGCUCAAUGGCUUUGACUGCAGCAUGUGCGUGAACAGCGCCCCGCCCUCGGCCACUGUGCGUCCGCCGGUGCGAAGCUGCCACAGCGGACCGAACACGCCCAAUCCCAUUAGGAUCUCUGUGGCUCCAGCCUUGGAACAGGGAGGCGGAGAGCCGGAGAAGUGCCUGCCCCGCCUGAAUCUCUCGCCCAUUUAUCUGCAACCGCCGUGUGACUUUCAAACCGGCAGCCUGGGCCUGGGAGCACAGCGUGGCCACCAGUUUAGCAGCAGCUUCAAUUGCCUGAGCAAUGGGAAUGCCGGUGACACGGGCUCGGACUCGCCGGCAGCGGUGGGCAAGGCGGGGCUGCUCAGCCUGGAGUGCGGCGGCGGCGGUGGAGGUGGUGGAUUGUAUCGCCUAACGCCAACCUCGCACUCGGAUUCGCAUCUGGAGACCUCGCAGUCGUCGCACUGCAAGAACAUCUUCAAUUUCUGCCAGGAUUUGAUGCUGCAACCAGCAUCCACGCCACUGAAUCCAAGCGGCGGAUUGGGUGGCAGCAGCCUGGCUGUGUGCAGCAUCCGGCGCCCACCAUUGUCACCCUAUCGGGCACGAAGUCCAUCGCCAUUUCCCAGCUCCAUGGACACGCCGCCCUCAUCACCACUAACGCCAGUGGGUGUGCUAUGCAACCUCCCGACAUUCCUGCUGGGCCCCAUCCUCCACUGGCUGUACACGGAGUCGCUGCUGCCCGAUCUGGAUGAGGAUGUGUGCGAGAAGCUGAUUAGCUUUGCGGAAACGCAGCCAUCGCUAACCAAGCUGGUGGAGCCCACGCGCAAGUAUUUGCGACUGAUGCGUCUCAAGAAGUUUGUGGUCAAUGUCACCAUGGAUCUGCAUGACAUACUCAACCGGGUGAUACAGUGCAUCAAUCCUUUGAACAUCACCCAUGAGCCGGCUUUGCUUUAUGCCACGUUUCAGGAUGCCCUGCGUGAAUGCGCCAUUGGUUGCGCCAAGGUGCUGCAGUUCUGCAAUAUCUUCAUCACGGAUGCCACGCACAUGACACGCUACCAGAAGAACGAGAUUGUCAAGUAUGUCCGGACCCGCAUACCCAUUUUCAUGUCCCAAACCCAACAGCUGCUCCGCAACGUUCUGGGAGUCUUUGUGGGUCUCAGUGGCGAUGAGAAGGCCGAGUUGGUGAACUAUCUUGUACCUGAAAUCGAAUCAACCUUAUUUGUAUUGACCGCUGUGAUAGAAGAAAUCAAAAACUCAUUGGAAAUCAUGUGUAAAGACCUUAAAUGUUCCCACUUGGAUUUGCCACUGCAGCAACAGCAGGAGGACGAGGCCAUUGUCAUGCAGUUGCAGUUUCCCGAUGCCGGCGAUCCUUCGCCACGUCCUCGUCGCGGUGCACCCAUUGGUCUAACGCUCUACGACGACAAUCUGACGGACAAACAACGCCUCAGCUCUGCGGAAAAUGAUCUCAAAUUUGUGCUCUACAUGUACGAAGUGCGGAAAAUGCGUGACAUUUAUGGACGGAUUGUGGCAGCCCUGGAGAUAAUCAAGGACAAGAAGAGCACCUACUGCGACAUGGACUUUCUCAGCAAGAGCAGUACCAUCAACCAAAAUCUGGAGCAGCUGAUCAUGGACAUUCCCGCCUACAUUUUCAUAGUGGAGAACCUCUCGGACCGACUGGAUGACAAGCUGGGCUGGAAGGAGUUCAAGUUCUGCUUCAAGCUGGCCACCAGUCAAAUAAAUGGUGUCAUUGCCAAGUUGCUGGAUCACAAGGCCGCUCUAGGUGAUGCCAUUAGCCAGAUCUGUUUGCUGGUGCGAAAGCAGGAGUUUACACAGUCCCUCAUCGAGCUGGGCCUGCUGGACAGCUCAUGUGGUCUUUCGGCCAACUUGAAGGUGGCCGAUCAUGAGAACAACCUGAAUCAGGAACUUAACGAAAAGGAGACGCUGUACUUGGAUCGAAAGCAGUACUACGACUACAAGAGCAUCAAGCUAAACCUCAUCCGACACCUCUGCGAGCCACCCAUAGCUGCCAAUAGCAAUCUCUCCAAGAACGCCCUGCGCCUGCUCCACUCCACCCAGCUGGCGGACAUGGAGUUCGAGGUGCACACCUAUGCACCAACGAAAUUGGAAACGGAUGCCACUACCCUCCAAGUGCAUAGCUUCAAGGCCCAUCGCGUGAUUGUGGCCGCCCGCUGCGAAUGGUUCAAGAAGGCGCUCAUGUCCGGCAUGCAGGAGUCCAUCAACAGAAAGGUGGUGAUAACAGACACCUCGCCGGUUAUCUUCCGGCGGCUAUUGCUCUACCUGUACGGUGCACCCAUCGACCGGACCGUUGGGGCCGAGCAGGUGUGCGAGCUAAUGCUGCUGGCGGAUCGUUACUCCAUUGAUGAUCUCAAGGAACUGUGCGAGAAUACCCUCUACUCCCUGAUUGAUGAAGACUCGGUGGUCUGCCUUUUGGGCAUUGCAGACCGGUAUAUGGCCACGGCCUUGAAGUCCAAGUGUCUCUCCUUUCUCUCGCAACAUGCACAACUGACCAAGUGUGAAAUCUUUAAGGAAUUGCCCCAGACUCUUCAACUAGAGGUUAUGGACUUGAUACACUGGUUCGGUCGCGUUUCAGAGCCAUGGAACGACAGGGGCUUUAAGCCCAGGAGCAGCUCACGCCAUAGCUUGAAGAGUCCAUCGAAGCCGCGUUCCAGAUCCCGCAAGUCAUCGCCCUCCUACAUGUGACGCCGACAAAGCGCCAUCAUUG